Messenger RNA from Candidozyma haemuli, 600 nucleotides. It is a transcript of the gene YKT6, whose product is annotated as palmitoyltransferase. The transcript has a single exon. Lineage: Eukaryota; Fungi; Ascomycota; Pichiomycetes; Serinales; Metschnikowiaceae. Gene Ontology annotation, biological process: endoplasmic reticulum to Golgi vesicle-mediated transport. Bases 1 to 600 code for a protein of 199 amino acids. The record is from RefSeq and is a predicted model, not a curated record. Gene Ontology annotation, cellular component: Golgi apparatus; membrane. Gene Ontology annotation, molecular function: SNAP receptor activity.
AUGAAGAUCUAUUACAUCGGCAUCUUGAAGGUCAAAGACUCCGUGGUGGAGCUUGCAGCUGCUAGAGAUCUUUCUCAGUUUUCUUUCUUUGAAAGAUCAUCUGUUUCUCAGUUCAUGACUUUCUUUUCUGAGACUGUUUCCCAAAGAACCCAAGCUGGUCAGAGACAAAGUAUCGAAGAAGGCAACUAUGUCGGCCACACUUAUACGAGACUGGAGGGCUUGUCUUGCGUUGUUAUUACUGACAAGGAGUACCCAGUUCGCCCUGCUUACACAUUGAUUAAUAAGAUUUUGGAGGAGUACCUCUCGUUGCAUCCCGCCAAAGAAUGGAGCACGGUCACCGAACCAAACCUGGCAUUUGCCUUUGACAAGUUGGACACCUACAUCAAGAAGUACCAAGACCCAUCUCAGGCUGACUCCAUCAUGAAGGUCCAGCAGGAGUUGGAUGAAACCAAGAUUGUUUUGCACAAGACCAUCGAGUCAGUCUUGCAAAGAGGCGAGAAGUUAGACACUUUGGUUGACAAGAGUGAAGCACUUUCAUCCUCAUCAAGAAUGUUUUACAAGCAAGCCAAGAAGACUAACUCUUGCUGCGUGAUUGUUUAG